GAAAACGUCUUGUCAUGUCCCUUCGCGGGUUCCGUAGUUGCUUUAGUUUACAGUCUGUGAAAAUUUGACAGUUGAGACACGAUGAUACGUUAAUGAACUAAUCAAAACUAUUAGAAGACGUUGUGCAACUCUUGAAUUUACAAGAUAUUUUUCUCAGAUAUGUUUUUUUUUAUUUCAGCCUCUUGUUUUUCUUGGUCGUUGCGUAAAAACGGUUAACCUGACAAUAUCAACCCACCGUUAGCUUCUUGUUAAAACUCAGUGUUAGCAUGGUAAAAAGACACGAUGUUGGCACUGUUGUCGAGAGUUAAAGCAGUGUGUUGGCCAUCCGCGGAGAUAAUUUCAAGAUGCAGUUUAGGACAGGACAUCAGUAAAGAAGCAUGGAGUUUGUUCCGUCUAAAUUGUCCCCCAGAAUCAGCGCUGUGGAGGCGGAUAGGGGGCGGUUUCAGAGGGGUCUGCACCUCCACUGCACUUCACGGUAAAGUUCGGGGAAACAAUAAGAAGGAGAUGUCUGAAAAGAAACUGACCCGUCACUUUGUGGACUAUCGGCGUGUGAAGUUAGUUGCCGGUUCAGGGGGUAAAGGUGCCUGCAGCUUUCACAGCGAACCCCGUAAAGAAUGGGGCGGGCCAGAUGGAGGGAACGGAGGCGAUGGAGGAAGCAUCAUUAUAAAGGCCAAUCGGUUUGUGAAAUCAUUGGCCCAAGUGAUUCCAGUUUACAAAGCAGAGGAUGGGCAGUCGGGGGGCAACAAGAACUGUUACGGUCGAAAUGGCAACACAAGCUACAUUUCUGUACCAGUAGGAACUGUGGUGAAGGAGCAAGGUACAACCAUAACGGACCUUACUGAGCAUGGCCAGGAGUAUUUGGCAGUAUUCGGAGGUGCCGGUGGGAAGGGUAAUCGGUUCUUUCUGUCAAAUGAGAACCGGGCGCCUAUGAUGGCAACCCCGGGUAUGGCAGGCCAGGAUCGAGUUCUUCAGCUGGAGCUACGCACCAUGGCCCAUGCUGGACUGGUUGGCUUUCCAAAUGCUGGCAAAUCAUCACUGUUAAGAGCCAUCUCCAAUGCCAGACCGGCUGUUGCUUCCUACCCCUUUACAACACUCAAUCCACAUGUAGGAAUCGUUGAAUACAGGGAUCAUGAGCAAGUUGCAGUUGCUGACAUCCCAGGCAUCAUUCGAGGAGCCCAUUUGAAUCGAGGCCUGGGGAUCUCCUUCUUACGUCACAUUGAGCGCUGUCGCUUCCUCCUCUUCGUCCUCGACCUGUCGGCGGCAGAGCCCUGGACCCAGCUGCAACACUUGUUUUAUGAACUGGAGCAGUAUGAGCCUGGUCUGUCCCAGCGGCCUCGGGCCAUUGUUGCCAAUAAAAUGGAUCUACCAGAGGCCCGGGAGAAGCUGGAGACCUUGAAGAGCCAGGUUACACAGCGGGUCAUCCCCGUGUCUGCUCUGACAGGACAAAAUACUGAGGAGCUCAUCCUCCACCUUAGAGAGCUAUACGAUGGCUACCUCCAAGGAGACGGCAGCAGGGGAGUCGAACCAAUUAGGUGGUAGAAGACAAAUAUAAUACCUGGUCAAUGUUUUUGUAUUUAAAUUUCUUAUAAAUAAACAACAAAAAUCUAGAUUUGGUGUCCUAUUGAAAUAUUGCUUCAUGUACAAACUACAGUCAAAAAACAUUUACAGUGCAUUUUAAUACAUUAGAAUAUCAAAGAAAAGGUCAUUUAUUUUAGUAAUUCAAUUUAAAAAAGUGCAAUUCUAUAGAUUCAUGCUUACAGAAUGAUAUAGGGAAAAUAGUAAUAGAACUAAUUAAUAUAAAUUCAGUUUCAACACUUUAAGACCCCUAAAAAUAGUUUUUAAAACAGAAUUUUCAGCUUCUAAAAGUAUCCUCAUGUAGUGUUUGUUCCUCCGCAGUUCUCUUGUGGCUGCAGUUAUCUCUAUUGUUUCUGUGCAUUUUUAUACCACAGUUUUUCCUUCCACUCAGUUUUCCAUCUGUAUAUUCACCUAAAGCAUUUAGUAAACAGCCAGCUUCUUUGGCAAUGUCAGUUAUGUUGAUUGCUUUCCUUUUGUACGGUGUUAUUGACUGCUGGGCAACUGCGAAACUGAAUUGUAAGUUUUACAAAAAUAAAUGCUGGAGACAUAUCA
Molecule: messenger RNA, 2127 nt
Organism: Girardinichthys multiradiatus
Lineage: Eukaryota; Metazoa; Chordata; Actinopteri; Cyprinodontiformes; Goodeidae
Gene: mtg2
Product: mitochondrial ribosome-associated GTPase 2
Exons: 6
Coding region: 283-1539 (418 amino acids)
Cellular component (GO): mitochondrion
Molecular function (GO): GTPase activity; magnesium ion binding; GTP binding
Source: RefSeq, a predicted model, not a curated record